Molecule: messenger RNA, 1204 nt
Organism: Zingiber officinale
Lineage: Eukaryota; Viridiplantae; Streptophyta; Magnoliopsida; Zingiberales; Zingiberaceae
Product: extracellular ribonuclease-like
Exons: 9
Coding region: 56-1204 (382 amino acids)
Molecular function (GO): nuclease activity
Source: RefSeq, a predicted model, not a curated record
ACAACCUCACCGACAGUAGUCGUACCGGUCUCAAGUGCCUAGUCUGGCUCCAUCCAUGAGCACCUUCCUCCUUCCCGCUCAAACCCUAGCUUUCCCCGCAAAUCCCUCCUCAUCCCUCGUCCGCCGGUCUUCGACUCUCGCAUCCACCAUCGGCGUGAUCAAGGCGAGUUCUGCCCCUCGCAGCAAGCCUGUCCUCCCGGCGCCGCUCGAGGCCAGCAGAUUCCCUCUCAGGGGCAUUUUAUUAGCGAGCAUCGUUGGAUUCGCCUGUGCCCUUACUUUCAAUUCAGCUGUGACGGCAACAAUUUACCCUUGCGAAGAUGUCGACAGAUACUACACUGGCGUCGAUGGGCUUCAAGGCGCCGCCCUGAUGAAGAAGCUCAAUUCCAUUGUUUCUGCUCAUCAGUCGCUGCGUUACAAAGACAUCUGGUACGCUCUCAAGAUUCUUGAUGCGGCAGAUUUCGAAAACCCGGAAGCCUCCUCAGAGAUAGUUGAGAUUUAUUCUCUUAGAGCUGUUCCAAAAUCAUUGGCCGGAAAGUCAGAAGGAUGGAACAGGGAACAUUUAUGGCCACGUUCAUAUGGCUUGACAAAUGGACCAAUGUUGACAGAUUUACAUAACAUUCAUCCUGCAGAUGCAAAUGUAAAUUCAUCCAGGGGAAACAAGUACUAUGGGGAAUGUGUGGCUACAUCAGCUCACUGUUCGAGGCCGGCAAACAAUGAAGCUGCUGCUGACACCGAAACUGACAAGGAAAGAUGGGCACCACCUAAAGAGGUGAAAGGAGACGUAGCACGAUCGGUAAUGUAUAUGGCCGUGUCUUACGGAUUUCAACAACCUAAUGGGAGUCCUCCAUUACGACUUUCUGAUUCACCAAAUAUUGAAACAAAUGAAAUGGGCCUCCUUUCAACUUUGCUACAGUGGAACGAACUCGAUCCCCCUUCGAGCGCGGAGAAGUUAAGAAAUGACAGAAUAUGCAAGUUGUAUCAGCACAAUCGGAAUCCUUUCAUCGAUCAUCCAGAAUACGCCAACCUCAUUUGGAAAUACGCCACCAAUGAAGGAAAGGGAGCAAACAAGGGAUGGGCUUUUAGUUGGUGGGCUAUAGCAAGGACAAGAAUGGUCUCUGUAUAUAAAGGGAUAGAGAGCCAAAGGAAGAGAACACCACUGACUAGUGACUCCUGUUCCUACUACUACCGCUACUGCUGCUGUUAG